Tuber aestivum (summer truffle) is the source of this 973-nucleotide messenger RNA. The record is from the annotation of a GenBank genome assembly. Lineage: Eukaryota; Fungi; Ascomycota; Pezizomycetes; Pezizales; Tuberaceae.
GAUCGUUGCCGGAAAUCCUCUUGCUGGCCUCGGACCACUGCAACGAUUGAUCACCGACACCUAGGCAAACACCUGGCGGUUCGCACGACGAUUUCCGCCGGAGAUGUUGUCCGCAACAAGGCGAGAUAAGACGCCCAGGCUGAUUAGCGGUAACCAGUUAGCCGGAUACCUUCCCCACGAAGGUAUCACGGCUCGAGCCUCUGAAGGGGGCCUCUGAAGGACUAGCGCACGAGGUCUGGGUAAUCUUAUUAGAACUAGAAUGGACUUCGACACGCGCACACCACUGCGGAAUCACGCCCCACCUCCUCUCUCUCCCUUGGUCGGUUGUGGGGUAACGAGGAAAACUGAGUCUCUCGAUCCCCGGCGUAUUACUUGGUGUGUGUUAAUAUAAUCGGGAGAAAAUAGGUUCGCGAUGAACGGAGAAAAAAAUAAAAAUAAAAAUAGGAAAAAUAUAAAAAAAUGAAGAGACAAUGGCUCCCUUCCCAACGUACUUCAAGCAUUUUGCGAUUCGAGAUGCUUUCUUUUUCACUCCUUUCCAACAAUUUUCUCGAACGUACAAACUUUAUGGGCUUGUCGGGGGAGAGAGGUUUAAUUCGCUCAUUCUCUUUACACCCCCGCUGGAGUGACUGCUAGGCGACGGCAUGCGCGGCGCGAGUUUCUGAUCGGGAGCCGUCAGUUUUCUCCUCUCUCUCUCUCUUUCUCUCUCUCCCCACGCAUUCCCAGUCGGCGAGCCAAUUGUGAAAAAAGCGGAGAACGACUUACAGUCAUACAAAAAUUAUCUUCCGGUGAGCUUCCCUCCUCUUCAUCCUUUAUAGACCGGUCUGGAGGAGUCGUUGGCUAACAAUUGGUUUAGAAGUUCUGGCCUAGGGCUUGCUGUGCAAGCAGAAACGAUUUCCGAAGCCUGGAAAAAUGUCUUUGGGGGGGGGGGAAUGGGCCUGGUCCCCUUCCCACAAGGAUUGGAUUGAUGUUAUCC